Messenger RNA from Lycium ferocissimum, 390 nucleotides. Its product is annotated as serine/threonine-protein phosphatase 7 long form homolog. NCBI's taxonomy places the organism in Eukaryota, Viridiplantae, Streptophyta, Magnoliopsida, Solanales, Solanaceae. Gene Ontology annotation, biological process: meristem maintenance; meristem development. The coding region runs from base 1 to 390 and encodes 129 amino acids. The transcript has a single exon. The record is from RefSeq and is a predicted model, not a curated record.
AUGCACCCAGAUCCCAUAAGUAGAGUAGUCCGUACCUGUUCGAGGGAGUCAGCAUGGGAUAUUCUAGAGGCUAUUCCCCCACAUCCUGGUGUCAUAGAUAUACUACGUCGGGGCGGUAUCUACAGGUGCAUCGAGGUUGGUCGGCUUGUACACGAUAGGGCUCUAGUGACGGUCAUGAUUGAGCGCUGGCGACCGGAGACCCAUACAUUUUAUCUCUGCACUGGCGAGGCUACCAUCACCCUGCAGGAUGUCGAGGUGAUUUAUGGUCUACAGAUUGAUGGACAUGCAUUGUAUAGAGUGGAGCCUCCGCAGAUGCUGCCGUAUCGCCAAGAGUUGACUAGGCUCACUGGUUUCGUGCCUCAGGAGAGAGAUAUACGUGGACAGAGUUAG